This is a messenger RNA of Astyanax mexicanus (Mexican tetra), 7782 nucleotides long. It is a transcript of the gene sash1a, whose product is annotated as SAM and SH3 domain containing 1a. Bases 800 to 5257 code for a protein of 1485 amino acids. Lineage: Eukaryota; Metazoa; Chordata; Actinopteri; Characiformes; Acestrorhamphidae. Gene Ontology annotation, molecular function: protein binding. The transcript has 20 exons. The record is from RefSeq and is a predicted model, not a curated record.
CAGUCAGCUGGGGGAGUAUACAGUAGCCCGCGUGCAGGGUUUAAUAAGCGCCGUUGAGCGCGUGGCGGCUCGGUUCUGCUCCGGUGUGAUCCUCACUGUUAAUAAUCAGACAAACAUAACAGAGCUGAAGGGCUCGGUGUACUGAAGACACGCAGACAGUGCCGCGCGUCGGUUUGAACGGCUGAGGUUAUCCACAGCGCUCGUGCUAUAGCUAAACACGCGGAGCACGCGCGCGAGACUCGCCAGAGUUAGCAACCGCGUGUCCUGACAACGGCGGAGUGUUCACCAACGUUUAACUGCGUUUCGUUAGGACUGUUCAGGCGUUAUUCACCUCACACCGCUGCGCUGUCACAGAGAUGGAGCGGCGGGGGCGAGCGAGGAAGGCGUUCCCGAGUCAGUGUGUGAGCCCGGUCCCGUCCUUCAGCGUGGGGUUCCGGUGAAGUUUAACCAUUUAAUCCGCCUGAACAGAAACACUGGGGGGAACCGCCGCCAAGCUGACCGUGUGUGCAGCGGUAACGAUACUGCCAUCUCUCUCUCUCUCUGUCUCUCUCUCUCUCUCUCUCUGUGUUUCUCCCUCUCUUUUACCUGUGCGCUCUCUGUGAGCAGUGUGGAGGAGUUUGUUGUGAGUGUGUGGAGCUGCUGUAGACUGUGUGCUGAGAUGUGGAGGUGGAGGAGUGAGAGGAGAAGGUGAGCUCCACACCUCCUCUUCUUCUUAACCCCGCGCUCAGGCUGCUGAACUCGAGUCCUGACAGCUGCUGUAGACCGACUCGCAGUGUAUCACUCACUGCACACGGACACAAUGAUGAUGAACAGCGGCCCCAGCAUCGUGUACGAGUGGCUGAAGACACUCCAGCUGUGUCAGUAUGUCGAGGCGUUCGUGGACAACGGCUACGACGACCUGGAGGUGUGUAAACAGAUCGGCGAGCCGGACCUGGAUGCUAUCGGCGUGUUCGCGCCGCACCACCGGCGGAGGAUCCACGAGGCGGUGCGGCGGCUGAAGGAGGAGGACAGGGAGGCUGCCUCCGGGCUCUACUUCACCCUGGAGCCCAUGCCUCCCGCCCCAGCGCUCUCCUUGGAGUCCAGGUUGCGUGGAUCCAGGUCGUGGACGGAGGAGAGCAGCAGCAGCGCGGCCCGCGGAGGGGCACCGAGGAACCGGACCCUGGGGCACCACCGCCGGGAGCUGGUGAUCUACCCCAAACUCAAGCUGAAGAUCAUGAUCAGGGACAAGCUGGUCAGAGACGGGAUUAACCUCGCCAGGCCACCCUACUCAAAAAAGGACGGUUCUCUGGGUAAUAUAGAUGACCUGGCCCAGGAGUACUCGGAAUACUAUAAUACAUGCUUCAGUGACGUCAGUGAGCGCAUGGAGGAGCUACGCAAGCGCAGAGUUUCUCAGGAGUUAGAGAUGGAGAAAGCAGACUCAAGCUCCACAUCUCUCCAGCUUCGCUCAGAAAUCCAGGAAUCCCUGGGCUUUAGCAGUGAAGUGUCCACUCCAGAAACUGAGAGGAAGGUCCCUCUACACAAGUCCAACUCUGAAGAUGGUUCAGGAAAAUGGGACAACAAGAAGAAAAACAAGUCCUUCUGGCAGAAUUUCAGAAAGUCACAGAAAGGGUUAACACGGCAAACUUCCAAAGGAGAGGACAUCGGUUAUGUGGCCAGUGAAAUCACCAUGAGCGAUGAAGAGCGUAUCCAGCUGAUGAUGAUGGUCAAAGAGAAGAUGAUCACAGUGGAGGAGGCGUUGGCUCGGCUUAAGGAGUAUGAGAGGAGCAGGCAGUUGAGCACCAGUUCAGACACUGCAGAGUGGACUGAUGGAUCCAGUCCCCCUGUUAACCUGUCCUCCUGCAAUUCUCGUGAACAGUCUGAUGAUGAACAGGAAGAGUCUGUAAAGUUUAAGAGGCUUCACAAGCUGGUCAACUCCACCCGCCGGGUCCGCAAGAAGCUUAUCAAAGUAGAUGAUGGCAAAAGACAUGGUUCAGAAGACUCUCUGAGCCUCGAAGCCUCCCCUUCGUGUGAGGACACUAGUGCACUUUAUGCUGGAGUCCAUAAGAAGACUGCCCGCUGCACAGACUCCUCACUGUCCUCCCUGACCCAGGAGCAGCUGUCUCUGGACGGUGACACAGAGAGUCUAACCACCUCACCAUCUUCCAGCAGCCUGGAGGCCUGGAGCUCAGCACACAAGCUGGUGAAGACGUCCAGCAGUGGCCAUCCGCACGGCUUGAUUCGGCCUUCUCCUCGCAAGAGCAGCGCAGGGUCCUCCUUUUCUGAGCUUGAGGGCCUGGCCGAUGAAGAGAAUAAGGUUUCUCGCUCAGCCACAGAUGGAGAGAUGCGGAAGGCGCUGUCCUCACUGUCCCACGGGGUAAGUACAGACAGCAUUUACACCUACUAUGGCCUGACCCGUCCCCGUCCACAGCAACAGCACCACCUGCUGGUCUCUCUGGAUGAAUUUGGCAGCACCAAGCGUCCACUGAUUUCCACCUGGCAGCGCAGCAAGCCCGACCCCAACUAUGCCUACUCUACUAAACACCUUCUGUACCAGCGUUCUCGCAGCGCCCAGAAGCCCUCCAGCCCUCCCCCUGCCUUGGCCUCGUCCCCUCCCGUACGGGAGAAAGGAAAAGGCAUUGGAGGCACUACAGGCAGCGGCUGGCUCUUUCCCCCGAGGCGUCUGCGAGGCAGGACAGCGGUUAGUGAGCUAAACAUCACCUAUGUGGUGGAGCGCAGCCUCUAUGGCCACCUGAACUGGACCGGCCUGGUGCGGCCCGUCACGCUCGGCAAGGCAGAGAGACGCUGUCUUCUGGACGACGAGAGGGACGCCGACAGGAAAUGGGCAUCCAGCGUGGACCGCUGCACUAAGCGUGUCCUUUUACGCAUCCAGCAGAAGUCCAGGACUUGUAGUUUUGGGGGCUUUGACCUGUCCAAUAGAUCACUCCAUGUGGUAAACACAGCUUCAGAGCCAAAUAAUAAGGAACAGGAGGCUUUGUACAGAGAUGUGGUGAAGUCUCCUACCACCUCUCGCAUCUCUUUGGGAAAGAAGGUCAAGUCUGUGAAAGAGACCAUGAGGAAACGUAUAUCCAAGAAAUACAGUGGCUCUCUCUCUGAACAGUCAAGUCCAGAUGGAACCCCCAGCUCUCCUCAGUCUCCUCAGCCAGACACAGACUCACUGGAGAAGCCCAAACUGAAGGCGGGAGGCUCUGUCGAGAGCCUGCGCAGCUCCCUCAGCGGACAGAGCUCCAUGAGCGGUCAGACAGUAAGCACUACAGACUCAUCUGCCAGUAAUCGUGAGAGUGUGAAAUCAGAGGAUGGUGAUGAUGAAGAGCUGCCAUACAGAGGCCCUUUCUGUGGCAGAGCCAGAGUACACACAGACUUCACCCCCAGCCCGUAUGAUACAGACUCACUCAAACUGAAGAGAGGAGAUGUGAUUGACAUCAUCAGUAAGCCCCCAAUGGGUACGUGGAUGGGGCUGCUGAACAAUAAGGUAGGGACAUUCAAGUUCAUCUAUGUGGACGUGCUGGCAGAGGAAGAGGAGAAGCCCAAACGCACUGUGAGGAGAAGAAGGAAGGGAAGACCCCCUAAACCCAGCUCUGUAGAAGAACUUCUGGAGAGAAUCAACCUGAAGGAACACAUGCCUACAUUUUUGUUUAAUGGCUAUGAGGACUUGGACACCUUCAAGCUGCUUGAAGAGGAGGAUCUGGAUGAGCUCAACAUCCGCGACCCUCAACACAGGGCUGUCCUACUCACUGCUGUGGAGCUGCUGCAGGAAUAUGACAGCAGCAGUGAUCCGGAACGCAGUGGCCUCUCUGGCUCUCAGGAGAAGCUCCUCUGUGAGGGGCAAGGCUUAGUGGGCGACUCCCCACGGGACUCUGGUUGCUAUGAAAGCAAUGAAAAUCUGGAGAACGGUAAGAACCGCAAAACCUCUCGCUCCAGUCGAAGCUCAUCUGGCUUCGAGUCUGGCCGGAUCCAGUCUCCAGACUAUCCCACUCUUCCUAUGACCCGCUCCACCGAGGCGCUGCAGCACCAGACAAAGAAGGAGCGUAAAUUCCCCAAGCACUUUCUUCCCCGUCCAAUUAAGGGCUUCAGCCUGCGGGGUCUCGGCCUGAGGAAGAAGUCCCGCAUGCCGGCCAGCCGUAGCUGUGAGGAGCUGGACGGACCCCAGGAGAACCUGGUGCUGUGCAAGCGUUCACACUCUCUGGGGGACCUGCAGUGGGAGCAGGGCUUUGAACAGAAGAAGGAGCAGCGAGGCAAAACCCGGGACUGCAGUGUGGAGUUCGGCCAAAGGAAGGAGGCAGCAAAGUCUCUGAAGAGUCACCAAGAGGUGAAGCUGCACAGAGUAGAGUUGAAACCUGAGGCUAGAUUUGGACCAGGUCAAGCUGAAAGGCCACCAGUGCCCACCCAGCUUCCUUUGAAGCCCUCCUGCCCUGUACAAGGUUCUGAAGUUCCAGAAACCCAGUCCCUCUCAGCCCCUACAAGUCCAACUCCACGGACUCACCCCAAAAAGCCCCCAGUGCCCCCUCCAGUCCCUGCCAAAAAGUCUAAAGAGCGCCUGGUAAACGGCCUACGACACCCACUGGUCCUGUCAGGCUCCACCCCAAGCACACCAACUCUGCCUCCUAAACCUGUGAGCAGCCCUACAAGCCCGUCUGAUGGAACACUGUUCACUCCAGUGUCCCCGGGGGAUGCAGAGAGUGCACCAGCUGUGGCCCCACCCUGGCUGUCUGACCUGCCAGAGACUGCAUGCCCACAGAUACAAGGGGUUAAAGUGUCCCUAGGCAGGAAGGUCUCUCAUGCCAAAUUGGCUGAUCUGGAGACACAGCUUGAAGAGAGGCUUGGAUCAGAGGGCAUUGAUCUCACCGCUGAACCCUACUCAGAUAAGCAUGGCCGCUGUGGAAUUCCUCAGGCCUUGGUGCAGAGAUACUCUGAAGACUUUCAGCAGCCAGUGAAGGACAUGGCAUCUACCCUGGACCAGAUCAGAGUUAAACAGCUCCGCAAGGACCACCGCAUGGCUAUUCCCUCAGGAGGUUUGACAGACCUUUGCCGAAAGCCUACAUCUCCAGUUCAUUUGAGCUCUGUUUCGGAUUGGCUGGUGUCCAUUGGAAUGCCCAUGUAUUCGGACCUCCUUCUGGCUGCAGGCUACGAGACUCUGGGCCAUUUGUCAGCUCUAACAGAAACCGGAGUGCGGGAGGCGGGGCUACAGGAGGAGAGACAUAUACGCCGGCUGCUUAGCGAAGCCAGACUAGUCACAGCCAGCAGUGCAACACAGUCUUAACACGUUGGAGGACUGCUGUGACCCAUGUGUGAGCUGUAGUAAGCUACUCUGGAACAGACUUAGCUGUGAAUCAAGUCUGGUGGAGUCUCCAGUGGAGAGCUGAGCACUGAAGGACAGGAAGGAACCUGGGCAGAACUGCAGUGUUCUAAGAACACCUUCAUCUUCAUCUGUUGCUAACUCCUGCUGAGGUUUACAGAAAAGAACUGUGUGGCUUCCAUGAAGAAGUAUUUUUUGUCUUCAAGGUCUUCGUAACUGUGAGCAGGAAAAGGUCAUGACCUGGGAAGAUUGCCUUUUAUUGUCAGCACAACUUUCUCUGGACAUUUAGAAAUUUUGUAAGGAUUUUAAAGAAAAUGGACUUUUAAUCAAACUUCCUCUCUUUUCCUUCAUUUGAUAAGUGCUUACUGUUUUAAGGUAAACAAAUUGUGCUCCAUUAAGCACAACUAGGCAAUGCUGCCUGGCCAAAGUAAUUCCACUUAAUACAGGUUAAAAUAAUACAGUUAUAUAUUAUGUUGAUAUUUCAUGUUCACAAAGACAUGGAUAUUGGAGGACAUUGGUCAUUAAUGGAAUUCUCAAGCAGAAAGUUGACAUGUUGGGACAUCAGUUCUAACUGAGGAUUACGCUUCCUUUAUUUUCAGGACAGUGGAGACAGUACAGUAUAUUUGUACAGACAAUAACAAAGCCAUUUCAAGAAAUAUUCACUCAUCACCAGUGCCAAGUGAUUCAGAUGUAAAGAUGCAUUGGCUUUUUUAUCUUCAGUUAGUUUGAGAAAAUAUUGUAUACUCAGAAUGCAUUUAAUUUUCCAAUACACAGUAUCUAACAACACAUUACUCAGCAUGAUCUAAAGGAUCAGCCUUUAUUACUAAAGUGAUGACAUAAUGCUAAAUUCAUUUGAAGCUGCUUUACCACCUUUUCAUACAAAUGCUUAUGAAUAUACUCCUCACUUUCUGCAGUGUCAUUUGUGCUGAACUGAUGCUUCCAGCAGUGGAUGUUGUUAUAUUUAAUGUAUAUUAUUUGCAGCUGCGAGUGCUUUGAUGGGAAUUGUUUUUGCCCUUUUUCAAACUCCAGCUUUCAGCAGAGUAAAGCACAUGGUCAGAAAUUCAACUUAAACUUGUUCAAACUAAGCAUUUUUAGAUUGAUUUUAGAUUACAUACAGCAGUAUAUUGCAGCCAAUCAGGCUUCACCACACCCUGUGAGUCAGCAUCCAAGUGUUUCAAGUAGGCUGAAGAAAAUUUAUUUGGUAGCAUAUUUUUAAAAAACAAUUAAGCACAGUGUGUGUGUGUGUGUGUGUGUGAGAGAGAGAGAGAGAGAAAAAGAGAGAGAGAGAGAGAGAGAGAGCAUAUGCACACUCACAGCAAGCAGACAUGACUUUCACUUCCGAGAAAUGCAUCUGACAGAGGAAGUGAAGGGUAAAAUAAUGUUAAAUGAGAGAGAGACGAGUGUGAACUGUGUAAACAUCAGCCACGUCAGCACAAGGCGUAUAUUCACUGAUAUUCCUUCAUAUCACAGGCUACAUGCUCCUCUGGCCAGUCUGCUCCAGUGUUUCUGACUGUGUUAUUCCUGGGAUUUGAUUUGCUGGCUGCUGUGUGCGCAGCCUCAUAAACAAGGCUGAAUAAUUAGCUUCAGGACAAAAGUGUUAUGCCGAUCAUGUAACUGUGAGUUUUCAAAGCUUUUCACACACACACUGUGGCACCUUUUAUGGGGAACCGGUUUUGCUCUAUUUAAGGUUUUGUAUCUGUUGCAGCACAAUUACCAUCAGGCCCACUGUGGCUCUCCAACUCAAACAAAAUGUCUUAAUAGCGGCAGAAAAUCAGGAGAUCUUUCCUUGAAGUGGAUGCCUUUAUUAAAAACAAACUCAAUCAGAAGGGGGGAACUCUGGGAUUUUGUGAUUCUGGGAGUUUUACAAAAUGUAAAUAUAUGUUUCAUAAAAUGUUACUGUAAAAAUGCACUUUAUAGAGACAUACAGUGGUGGACUUUUCUUUUGGAAAAGACAUUGUUUCUAAUUGGCGAAUGUCUGAAGACAAGCAGACAGUUAUUUUGUCUUUUUUUGGAGGGGUGAUCAGGAUUAGGCAUCACUCUAAGCUGACGGAUUCUUACUUGCUGAUUCCCAGUUGUGUGUCACCCCUCAUUAAUAAAAUAAUUAACUUUUCCAAGCUAAUUACUGAUCAAAAUCAUCUUAAAAUUUGAAUUUUCUAUAACACAAAAUGAAUGCUAAUUACAUAUAUGAAAUGGUGGGCCAGUGUUGCACAUUCUGUAUAUGUAAUUGAUAUUUAAAUAACUUAUUUUUUGCUUUUCAUAUCAAACUGUAAUUAUUAGCUGUACUAUAUAAAAGAAAUAGCAAUACUCUUUUGCAUAUUGCUUUAGCUGGUGUCCUGCUACAGUACCUAUUGUAAAAUAUAUGUGUACAAAUGAUUUUAUCUGGUUUCAACUAGCUAAUGAUUGUCUAUAAAGAUUUUGCUUGUGUAUUGAAAAAAAUGUCUAAAAUUAUUUGUCAUUCUGAAGCAUAAUAAACAAAAUCCUUUGCCUCA